AUGGCUCACCCAACUCUACCAACAACGGCCCUGUCGCUGUCGCGGGACUCCAACAUGGAGCGACCAACAUGCACCCAGAUUGCUUCGCCGCCCUGGGUCAACACGGCUCCAUCUUCCAUAUCUAGCCGCACGCAACAUCCAAUGGCAAUCGCUACGCACACCGCUCCCGUGCCCCUGCCUAGAGAGGCGUCAGUGCCAGCACCUGCCAGUCCCGUGCUUCUUGCGACGUCUCCAGCUUCAACAUUGUCGGAAUCGGCAGAGCCCGAAGGUCAGCUUCUGGUCCAGCCGGGGCUGGCAGCCGCCGUGCCUCGAGGCCCUUGCCGCCGCCUCGCGCUUGGUCGUCCGAGCUGUGACAGCACCGAGGGCCAGUUUGCUGAUGGUUGUGAUAGAAUGGCGUUGAUGCGGACAACCGUGGCCACCAAUACCUCUCCCAGCCAUGCCGCCCCAACCUUGCGCUGGACCACCGAACACGAACAAAUUUUCGAGUGGUUGCGUCGCGAUCCUGGUUGUGCGCCGCCGGUGGAGGAUCCGGCCGCUUUAGCAGCUGCCUUGCCCGGAAUUCUGCUGGAUCCCGGGUUUCCUGCUCUUGUGGCCCUCGUGUCCUCAGUGCACGACCUCCUCCGGCCCGCCCAGCGCCGAGCUAUCGAGUCCUGGGUUAAGCUAGAACCCAAACCCGAGAUUGUUCUGGUCGGCUACGGUGCUGGGUACGAAGACGUGGCGGCCGAAUUUGGCUGCGUUAUCUCCCGCCAUCUUGACAUGAACUUUAAGAUGCUGCCUCUGGCUGGCUCCUUGGUCCACUUGGCCAGCGAGUGGGACACAGACGUGAGCGUGAUUGUCAAUAGCGACAUUCUCCUUACUCAGAGCCUACCCGAUGCCAUCGCCAAAGUCCGCUCCCAGUUUACCGACUGGUUUAUCACAGGCGCUCGAUACGACCUCGACGAGUUGCCUCCAAUGUAUGAGCCCGCACGUCCCGACUUUAAUGAGGCAGCCUUCAUGGGUUACGUCAAGACCAAGGGCACGUUGCACACAGCUGGUGGUCUGCUUACGCCUCGGUACGAUGUUACCCACAUGACAGGCAAAAGCAAGUUUGACAACUGGUUUGUGCACGAAGUGAUUCAAGCUGGCUAUCGCGACGUCGUCGACACGACCGAGUCGGUCGUUGCCGUUCACGUACAGCACGACUAUACAAGUGCCAGUGGCGUCGUUCAGCGCAACACGGGCGGUGGCACCUUUUGGAUGAAAUCCAAGACGUCAGAUUGGAUGAUCUUUCACAACGCCCAUUUAGCGUUGACCUAUGGCUCAUAUCGCAAUCAGGAUGGCACCACACUACAUGCUCCUUGGAAGCUAGUGUCCUGCAUGGAACCAGGGGGCAUGUGUCUGCUCAAGCGCUUGCGCCCCGGGUUAUGUCCCUGCGAGCACAAUGCCUUUGCGCUCAAUACCCAGAAUGAUCCCGAGAUUGUCGAGGUCUUUGAGAACGAUCGCAAGAAAAACCUAGUCAAGUGCGCUAGCAUCAGCAUUGAUAAGCGCGAGAAGUUUGACAUUCCCGUCAAGACGGAGGAGGGUCAUCCGCCUGCCUAUGGACUACCGUUUACCUUGCGGGACCUGUUGCCUGUAGUUGCCCGUGACAAUCACGUUUUGGUGACUGGGGCCAGCUAUGCGUAUCGCGAUGUUGUCAUGAACUUUGUCUGCCAACUUCGCAAGCUGGGUAUUUAUGAUCAACUUGUCAUUGCCGCGUUUGACGAGGACAUGUAUCGGUUUGGGUUUCGCAUGGGACUACCCGUGUUCUUCUACCAAGCCUCGGACAUAUCCGGACUGACAUCGCAUGACCUGGAGUAUGGCUCACAGCACUUCAAAAAGGUGACCAAGCUCAAGUCUCAGGUCGUCCUGCAAAUUUUGAAACUGGGCUACGAUGUCACAUGGACAGGCUUUUACCGCGUGCGCGCCACACCCAUGGCGAUUGUGGCCAUGGAGCAGGUGGUUGCACACGCUGCCACGUCCACAAUGACGGAGCAGCCAAGCUUUUACAUUAUCCUGUGCGGAGGCAAGGAGGGUGCUACGACGCAGGGGGACGACAAGUGUUUGUAUACACCGCCGCGCAACGUCUUUCCCACACAGGCUGUGCUGGAAGUGGAGUUUUUGGACCGGCAGCGCUUUCCGGCAGGUGCUGUGGGCGGCUUUUGGGGCCUUGCAGACAUUGCUGUGGAGCAACCGCAACUCGUGCUGCUCCACAACAACUGGGUCAAGGGCCUUCGAGCUAAAAUCCGCCGUUUUACCGAGCACAAGAUGUGGCGGUAUAAUCGCAACCAGGAGAUAUGCGACUACAGCGACGCACCGUCCUACAACUUUGACUGGCAGCCUUGCACUUACCCGCUGGGCUUUGUACAGCUGCCGGCAUGGUACGAGCGAACCGUGUCCCAAUGGCGCCUGGCCGUUGACGGUGAACAGCUCUUGGACCGUUUGUUCUGGUACAUGACCGGUGCAGCCAUGCUGUACCUGCCCGUGAUCUUUGGACUUCGCCAACUCAUGGCCAACCGCGCGCCCUUCAAGCUGAAGAUGCCGCUGGUGCUAUGGAAUAUUCUGCUCGUCAUCUUCAAUGUCUACGCCUUUUACUACACUGCCCCCACCACCGUGCAGCACGCCUUGAACGGUACCAUCAUGCCCGAAACCUGUCAUCUUUUGCCCGAGGGCCAUCAGGGCCCGACGAGCAUGGCCAUCUUUGCCUUUGCCCUCAGUAAAAUCCCCGAAAUGGGCGACACCCUCUUUCUCGUUCUCAAGAAAAGACCGGUCAUCACUUUGCACUGGUGGCAUCAUCUGACCGUCAUGCUCUACUGCUGGAACAUUCUCUACGAGCCCAAGUACAAUCAGGGCACUGAAGGCAUCAUCUUUGCCGCCAUGAAUAGCUUGGUUCACAUCAUCAUGUACUCCUACUACGCAGCGCGUGCACUGGGCUAUCGCCCGGUAGGCGACAUAUGGAUCACCUCCUUGCAAAUCUUGCAGAUGGUCGUUGGCACCUACAUUGCUUCGUACCGCCUGACUGUGUGCAACUCAGUCCGCCCCGAAUCGGCCUGGGGCGCGCUGAUCAUGUAUGCCUCCUACUUUUACCUUUUUGCCGACUUUUUCGCCCGUCGCUACCUCAAGCCCGGCCCCCAGUCCGACAAGAUCAAAGCCACCUAA
Molecule: messenger RNA, 3174 nt
Organism: Monosiga brevicollis MX1
Lineage: Eukaryota; Choanoflagellata; Craspedida; Salpingoecidae
Exons: 17
Coding region: 1-3174 (1057 amino acids)
Cellular component (GO): membrane
Molecular function (GO): fatty acid elongase activity; glycosyltransferase activity
Source: RefSeq, a predicted model, not a curated record